Annulohypoxylon maeteangense is the source of this 2934-nucleotide messenger RNA. RefSeq lists its product as uncharacterized. The record is from RefSeq and is a predicted model, not a curated record. Gene Ontology annotation, biological process: cytoplasmic stress granule assembly. NCBI's taxonomy places the organism in Eukaryota, Fungi, Ascomycota, Sordariomycetes, Xylariales, Hypoxylaceae. Gene Ontology annotation, molecular function: RNA binding. Gene Ontology annotation, cellular component: cytoplasmic stress granule. The transcript has 3 exons. The coding region runs from base 1 to 2934 and encodes 977 amino acids.
AUGGUGCAGCAGAAGAAGGGUUCGGGCGAGUCGACGAACGGAAUAAACAAGAGAGAAUAUUCUACCAUGUCUUUUCAAAAGAAGGACAUUCCAGAUGCUAGAGUCAUGGGGGUCAACUCUGGUAAGGGUGAUGUUAAGCAGAAUGGCUCGACAGUAAACUCCCAGAACAACUUUCGAACUGAUAGUGCUAUCUCCACCACUCCUCGCCCGGGUCGUGAGCGAGUCUUGCAACCAUGGGUCGGACCAAGCAGCUCAGAUGGCCUCGAUCUGAGUUUAGAGAAGCCCAGCAGCGGUGGCGGUACAUGGGAUCAGUUCGCCGCAAAUGAGCGUCAAUUUGGUAUCAAGAGCACGUACGACGAGAAUAUUUACACAACCGCAAUUGAUAAGAGCCACCCGCAAUACAAGGAACGGGUGGCUGCGGCCGAGAAGAAGGCGAGAGAGAUCGAACGAAGCGCAGCGUCCACCGCUCAUGUUGCUGAAGAGAGAGUCAUGGAUUACACCGGCGGCGAUGAUGCGGGUGGUGAUGAAGAGGACAAGUACAGCGGUGUCAAGCGACAUGAUUUCCCCCCUUUACCCAAUAGCCGGGAGAACAAGUACACUCCACCAGCAAGACGAGCGCCGGCCGCAGCAUCCACCGUAAAGGGCGCACCAGUUGACCCUGCCAUCAUAUCGUCUCAGCUUAAACAGAAGAACCAGUCUGCUGCUACCAAGCAGGACGAUAACAAAUCUCGCCCUGUUCCCAAAGCCGAAGCUCCUGUGGCGUCUCCUACCGGCAAGCCCGCGGAGACCAAGCCCGAUGGCAAAGUUGAGCCUCAGGGUAAGCCGGCGGAAAGUAAAACGGCGAACCAAUCCACAGUUCCGUUGAGACCAUCCGCGGCUACCAGCCGAACUAUCUCACCUCAGGCCAAGGAUGGUCAAGGUAUUCCACCUAGUGCUACCUCCACUGUCGAACGGGACGUGCUCAAGGAAUUCAAGACGUUCGCGAACCAACAGCGCCUGAACGCCGAGAAGGCCCGAAGCACUAAAGCUAAAGCCGAUAAGGAAGUCAAGUUGAUCGAACUGAAGAAGUUUGCUGAUAGUUUCAAACUACCGACUCCAGUUCCUAUGGAUUUGAUUUCGAUUAUCGCCAAAGACCCUGCAAAACAAAGAGAGAUUCAAGAGAAGGCGAAGCGUGACGCUGCUGAAGUCGCCAAGAAGAAGGCUGAGGAGGCCGCUGCUAAGGAGAAGAAGGGUACUGUGACGAAGGAAGCUCAAGUCACAACAACAACACAGGCACCUCCUGAGAAUAGAACUAGCCGCCCGACUACCAACGCUCCCAGUACGGCUAACGUGCCGGCUCCUUCUCGUCACCAGGGGAACCGUUCAAGCUAUGCGCCUAAUUCUUAUACCUCCUAUCAAGGCAAUCGUGGAGGUCCACAGCAGCAUAUACAGCCAGGCGGCCGCCAGGGAAAUCUAGGUGGGCGUCUUCGAGCGAUAGAAUCGCAAAAAGCGCAAGGUCAGGACGUUCGAUUACCUCCCACAGGCCCUGCAAAUGCAACUGAUACCUCUUUCAACCGCCGCAUGGGCGGUGUGUCGGGCCAUUUGAGUGGAAAGCUGAACCCCAACAGCCACGAGUUUCGGCCUAGCGCGUUUGCGCCCUCAUUCAGCCCCAACGGCCAUCCUAGCGCAGGAUCAAGCCCGCGCUCGACUGUCAAUCAUGCAACUGAUAUACAGCCUGUCAAUUCCGCUACUACGCAUGCACUACUCAUUAUUGUGACUAAGAAGAAGAAGGCGAUUGAUGGGAAGAAGUGUAACAUUUUGGCCUUUGUGAAGACGAUCCAACCGCCCGAGAACAAGAAUUGGAAUGAGAAUGAUGGUCUCCGACCAUCUUACGAUACCCCGCCUACCUGGCGUUCUGCGACUGACGACGAGAAGCCUGAUUCUACUAUGCGUUUGUCUUACGACGAGUACUUUGAGAGACAACCUUUCAACCCACAACCAACUCCGAACCCUCCUCACCUGCUUCCACAGUUGGCCCACCAGCACCAGCUACCUCUACACAUGCAGCACGGCGCUCACCCUUCCGCGCCGCGACACUCUCCUCACGUACCUCCCGUCCAGGUUCAUGGACAGCAUGGUCCUGUUCCUCAUGCCCCGUUCAACGGAGCGGAUGAUCAUAGAAUGAUGCAUUCCAACUCGUCACAGUCGUACUCGUCCCCAAGAAUGGGUCAAGUACCGAUGGUCUAUCCACCCAACAUGAAUUCGGCUCAGAUGCCGUACAACCAGCACAUGAUGCCUGCAUUCAUGGGGCCUGGAGGAGGACCCCCCAUGAACCAGUUUAACCGCAGUUUUUCGAACACCCCUCAGUAUGUGCCACCCCAGCAGGCGGGAAUGGGCGCGCCUAUGAUGAUGCAGCCGCAAUUUAUGGCUCCGCAGCCGAUGGUCGCUGCUCCUCCUCAAAUGCAGCCAUAUCCUACCGGCGGCCACUUGCAGUUCAUGCCUCCCGGCACCACCCCGCCGCAACCGAUGCCUGGAACUAAUGGCUAUCCCAGCCCGGGAAGACCGGCGGCAACUAUGAUGGCCCACCAAGGAUCACAGCAGGGACAGCCGAUGUAUGGCGUGAGCCCCGGCAUGCAAUACCAGCAGCCGGUGACUUUCGUGCCACAGCCGCAGGGGCAGAGUAAGUGGCAAAGGCGAUACUCUAAUCAGAGCAAGAAGAUGACUAACACGCCAGGUGAAGUGAAUAACAUGCGGGGAUAUAAUAACCCCGGCCCCCAGCAGCAGUUCGGAACGAGCCCGCAACAGGUCCACCAGUAUGGACCGCCUCACCGAAAUGGAAGUAAUAACUUCAAGAAUUACCAGAAUCACAGCCAGCAUCAAGGUCCGCAAGGUGCGCACGCGAUUCCGUCGGGUCCACAAGGUCGAUCUUCGGACGGCCCCGACGAAGCUAAGUGA